GCGAUUUGCUGCAGGAGCUUGUUCUUCCUCGCAAGAAGCGCUUCUCCUGGCAACGCCCUUCUUCGCCUGCAUCUGAGGCCCCUCCUUUCGUGCCGAAGAGGCCCUUACUGGGCUCCUGUACGACACCGGUUUCCACAAAUAUCUCUGCGGCAGCGACGCAGCCUGGCACAUCCGCUGCCUUCCCCCCAGCCUGUCCGACCAGUCCGUACAUUGGGGCACCUGGCACUGUGCAUCAAGCCUACUCUCUUGCCUUACAAUUGCAGGUCACUGAGUGGGUGCGCUUGGCCCGCCUUGCGGCUCCGCAUAGCUCUACCUUGCCCGAGGUCUUGAAAUCUGGCAAGGCUGACGUGCAUCUGGCCAAGAUGGUGGCCUCCUACGCUCCAUCAACGCUGGCGGCCUACUUGUCAAAAUGGCGACAUUGGAUUAGGUUUGCAUCAGCUUGCGACGCCAGCCCUUAUGAUCCUUCCAUUGCUCUUCUCCUGGACUUCUUGGCAUCCAAUUCCAGGGGCAAGUUGCAAACCGCGACCACAUGGAUCAAAUCUCUGCGGUUCAUCUCUCGAAAGGCGCAUUUGGACUCCCUGCGCUCGGCCUUGCAUUCCGACCUCGUGUCGGCCUACGGAAGAUCCGGUUCCAUUGUGGAGCGCCGCGAGAGUGUUGCAUUGCAGGCCACGGCCAUGCUUCAUCCUAACUUCACGCCGGACUUCGUUCUGGCUAG
Molecule: messenger RNA, 715 nt
Organism: Symbiodinium necroappetens
Lineage: Eukaryota; Dinophyceae; Suessiales; Symbiodiniaceae
Source: the annotation of a GenBank genome assembly